UCUGUCUAUAGGAAAUGAACAGUUCUAUAUCAUAUCUUGCAUUUUUGUGCCCUUGUAGGAAACUGCUCAGCAGCAUCUCUGUCAGUGCACAGAAACCUUCCAAACAAAAACAAGGUCAUCCACUAGAAUCAGUUGUUCUUUGCUAUAAGGUACUGGUGAGACAUGGGAAGAGAGAAGGAAGCUAAAGGAGACGCGAAGACCAAGCACAAGUCGACGAAACUGAAGAGGCUGAGUGACCGCGAGAGCGCAGGUGCGGGGGAACAUUCUGCAGAGAAAACUACGUCUGCAGAGAAAACUAAGUCCACAAAGAAAACUGCGAAUGGAAAAUCUCAUAAGAAGGUCAAGACGCCGAAGACAGAGAGCGUGGAGGCAGCCAGCAGCGCCAGCGAGCCGGUGAAGCAAGAGCCACCGGAUGAUGACGACUUUACAACAAAGAAGAAAGGGUUGAAAAGGAAAAGAAUUAAAGACGAGCCCGUGGAAGGCAUCUCACAGUCUCCUGCUUCACCUACCUUAAAGAAAGAAAACAAGGAACAUGGCCACGAAGGAGGAAGCGACGAAGACGCUCCGAAAAAGAAGUCAAAGAAGAGAACAGAGAAGACGGUAAAGAAAGAAGAAGGAGAGCAUCCGGUGGCGAAAAAACCGAAGAGGACAAAGGAGGAGAUCGAGGAAGCAAGACAGUUAAAGAUCAAAAAGAAGGAGGAGGAGGAGCAGAACCGCUGGAGAUGGUGGGAGGAGGAGAAGUAUGAAGAUGGGGUGAAAUGGAAGUUCUUGGAACACAAUGGGCCCUACUUCCCUCCUGAGUACCAGCCGCUACCUGACAAUGUUCUCUUCUACUAUAAUGGUAAGAAGGUGAAGCUGAGCCCCACAGCAGAGGAAGUGGCGCUGUUCUUCGCCCAGAUGUUGGACCACGAGUACACCACGAAGAAGGUGUUCCGGGAGAACUUCUUCAAAGAUUGGAGGAAGGAGAUGACCGACGAGGAGCGGACGCUGAUUCGAGAUCUGGAAAAGUGUGACUUCGGAGAAAUGCAUGCCAUGCAUAAAGCCAAGGUGGAGGCCAGAAAAAACACGACCAAGGAGGAGAAGCAGGCUUUAAAAGAGGCCAACGAGAAGAUAGUGGAUGAAUACGGUUACUGUCUGCUGGACCACCACAAAGAACGCAUCGGAAACUUCAAGAUUGAGCCUCCAGGUCUGUUCAGAGGUAGAGGCGAGCAUCCCAAACAGGGCAUGCUGAAGAAAAGGAUCCAACCAGAGGAGGUCAUCAUCAACUGCAGCAAAGAAUCCCGUCUGCCGGUGCCGCCUGCUGGUCACCGCUGGAAGGAAGUUCGACACGACAACUCUGUGACAUGGCUGGCCAGCUGGACAGAAAACAUCCAGGGCUCCAUUAAAUACAUCAUGCUCAAUGCCAACUCCAAACUCAAGGGAGAGAAGGACUGGGAGAAGUACGAGGUCGCUCGGAAGCUCAAGACGUGUGUGGACGACAUCCGCAACCAGUACCUCCGCGAUCUGAAGUCCAAAGAGAUGGUGACACGCCAGAGAGCCGUGGCCCUGUACUUCAUAGACAAGCUGGCCCUGAGAGCUGGUAAUGAGAAAGAGGAGGGAGAGACAGCGGACACGGUGGGCUGCUGCUCGCUUCGCAUCGAGCACAUCACCCUGCACGAGCAGCUCGACGGCAACGAGUGUGUGGUGGAGUUCGACUUCCUGGGUAAAGACUCCAUCCGUUAUUACAACAAGGUCCCCGUCAUCAGGAAGGUUUUUAAAAAUCUUAGACUUUUCAUGGAGAACAAGCAACCUGGAGACGACCUGUUUGACCGCCUUAAUACCAACGUCCUGAACAAACAUCUGAGUUCUCUGAUGGCCGGUCUGACUGCGAAGGUGUUCAGGACGUAUAACGCCUCCAUCACCCUGCAGCAGCAGCUCAAGGAGCUCACAACCAAGUCCGACAACGUGGCAGAGAAGCUGCUGUCCUACAACAGGGCGAACCGAGCGGUUGCUAUUCUCUGCAACCACCAGCGGGCGCCGCCAAAGACCUUUGAACAAUCUAUGGCUAACCUUCAGGCCAAGAUUGAUACCAGGAAGGAGCAGCUCGCCCUCGCUAAGACGGAGCUGAAACAAGCCAAGAAGGAGGCCAAGAACAAAGGCAGCUCAGACCCCAAGCUGCAGACGAUGGUGGAACGGAAGAAGGCAGCAGUGAAGCGCUGUGAGGAGCAGCUGCUGAAGAUGGAGGUCCAGGCGACGGACAGAGAGGAGAACAAGCAGAUUGCUCUGGGCACCUCGAAGCUCAACUACCUGGACCCACGGAUCAGCGUGGCCUGGUGUAAGAACGUGGAGGUACCUGUAGAGAAAAUCUACAACAAAACCCAACGGGAUAAGUUCGCCUGGGCCAUCGACAUGACGGAGGCAGACUUUGAGUUCUGACUUUAAACUCCCAAGACUCUCAUAAGCCGACACCACGAUGCAAUUAAGGAAACCAUUGACUCCAUAUUACAUACAGUACUUUAAUAUUGCAUUUAUUGUAUGUUCAUGGACUACUGAUGUUCAUGAGGUUGUGUGACACCAUCAAGCUCUGCCCUAGUGUUGUUUUGUUUACUUCUGUUCAUUCGUUUGGUGCGUUUGGCACUUUAUUUUGAAGAUUGCUGUUGGUUGCUUUUGUUUGCAUUAAUUUGAAUAAAGGUUUUGCAGUGAAGCGA
Stegastes partitus (bicolor damselfish) is the source of this 2687-nucleotide messenger RNA. RefSeq names its product DNA topoisomerase I, mitochondrial. Gene Ontology annotation, cellular component: nucleolus; chromosome. Gene Ontology annotation, biological process: chromosome segregation; DNA replication; DNA topological change. Lineage: Eukaryota; Metazoa; Chordata; Actinopteri; Pomacentridae. Gene Ontology annotation, molecular function: DNA topoisomerase type I (single strand cut, ATP-independent) activity; DNA binding. The transcript has 20 exons. The record is from RefSeq and is a predicted model, not a curated record. The coding region runs from base 163 to 2415 and encodes 750 amino acids.